AUGAGUCGAUGCCCCAAAGUUCGGGGCAAGUCAAGACUACCAAACAGCUCUCGGGACUCCGGGUACCUUUCUGACGACUCGCCCGAAGACUAUGUUUGGAAUAUUGAGAAUGAGACACCGCCCAGGAGGGGACGCCUUCUGGAUCGCACCAACUAUCACCUGUCUGUAGACGGCUCAGCAGCUGGAGACAGAGGUUCGGAAGAUGACAAGAGCACGCACUUGUCACCGUCAACUAUACGACGACCGAAGUUGGGCUCUGUGUCUCCCAAUCACCCGAGCUCGCCUUCAGUAACGCCCUCCAAAAGGCCACGGGUUUGUAACAGCUCAUCGCCCCGCAGCGUUGGCUCUCUGCACAGUCCGGACCGUUUCGUUCCUCGCCGAGACCCUGCCACGCCCUCCUCCGAAAAGAUCCGGGUCACCAAAGAUCUCGACUCUUUUUCGCCAACAGAGAGAUUGUUGAGGCAUCAAAGUGCCACGUCGGAUCCUUUCCAGAGGCCACAACAACGUGUUGUUGCUUUAGCAUCCAACUUUCGAUCCAUAUCAAACUCGAUCUACCCAAUUCCCACGGCUCUGUCUGUCAUUUCACAGAGCCAAAACCAGAGGCCGGAUGGCCACGGUACAGUCUGGACCGUUGGCGGUCCGGCCCCUCCUCCUGGAACCGCCGUAGAUGAUGGCCGUGGUCACUAUCUUGAGAGUGGCACGAACGCGCGGUUGUUCACUACCAAUUUCGCCACUUCUCGUGUCAAACGAAGAGAGGACUAUGAGCGAAACCAAGGGAUCGUCGCCGAUGCUUUGCAAAUCAACCAAGUUGAGAGACUGCUCGAUUUUGAGCAUCCGGUCCCCUCGCUGAGUCGAACAUUGACACAAAAGAGCCAGCAAGCACAGCUAGAUUCAAGAACGCACUGGACCGGAACAAAAUGGUUACACGGCCAGUGCAGCACAAUCUACCCACCGCGUCUUACAAAGUACUUGACGCACCUGGGCUCCGAGAUGACUACUACUGCUCCGUGCUGGCGUACUCACCAACUUGCGGUUCUCUGGCUGUCGGGUUAG
Messenger RNA from Colletotrichum siamense, 1053 nucleotides. RefSeq lists its product as uncharacterized. The transcript is spliced from 3 exons. Bases 1 to 1053 code for a protein of 350 amino acids. The record is from RefSeq and is a predicted model, not a curated record. Lineage: Eukaryota; Fungi; Ascomycota; Sordariomycetes; Glomerellales; Glomerellaceae.